Molecule: messenger RNA, 483 nt
Organism: Corylus avellana
Lineage: Eukaryota; Viridiplantae; Streptophyta; Magnoliopsida; Fagales; Betulaceae
Source: RefSeq, a predicted model, not a curated record
AUGGAUAGUAGUACUGUAAAAGGUAAGUGCAAGAAGAAUCUGAUUUUUAAGGCGUGGGAGAGAUGCCGAUCACUAGGAGCUGGCUGCAUGAAGAAAAUUUUUCCGACGGAUCUCGACACUAGUACAUUGACAAAGAGCAAACCAUGUCACCGGACAAAAACAUCGUCGGACCGACAAAAGAAAUCCCAAGUAGCUCCGGAAGGUUGUUUCUCAGUCUAUGUCGGACCGCAAAAACAGAGAUUUGUGGUGAAGGCGAAGUUCGCCAAUCAUCCUCUGUUUGCGAUGCUGCUGGAGGACGCUGAAGCGGAAUACGGGUACAGCAGCGAAGGCCCUAUCUUGCUCCCCUGUGACGUUGACUUAUUCUACAGAGUGUUGGCGGAGAUGGACGGCAGCGAUGAGAUGAUCAGUACUCCUGGUUGCAGCUUCGGUAAAGCUUAUGGCUCUCUGAUAUUCCCACGUAGAAGUACUCCCGCUCAUAUAUAG